CGGACUUCCGGGAGGUGGGCGCACAGCCCUGACGGCUCGUCGCGGGCCCCUCAGUCCACGGGUAGACAGAGCCCGCGGGGCGGGGCGGGGCGGCUGCCGGGGCGGGGCGGCUGCCCCCGCUUGCCGGAGCUCGGCGGAGGGGGCGCAGGUCUCGGCCACCAUGGCGCUGCCCCACCGGCCCGACGCGCCCGAGCUGCCCGACUUCUCCAUGCUCAAGAGGCUGGCGCGCGACCAACUCAUCUACCUGCUGGAGCAGCUUCCCGGAAAGAAGGACUUGUUCAUCGAAGCGGACCUCAUGAGCCCUCUGGAUCGAAUUGCCAAUGUCUCCAUCCUAAAGCAACACGAAGUUGACAAGCUGUACAAGGUGGAGAACAAGCCAGCCCUCAGCUCCAGUGAACAACUGUGCUUCUUGGUCAGACCCCGCAUCAAGAAUAUGCGCUACAUCGCUAAUCUUGUCAACGCUGACAAAUCGGCGGGCCGAACUCGGAAAUACAAAGUGAUCUUCAGCCCGCAAAAGUUUUAUGCCUGCGAGAUGGUGCUUGAGGAAGAGGGAGUCUAUGGAGAUGUGAGCUGUGAUGAGUGGGCCUUCUCUCUGCUGCCUCUCGACGUGGAUCUGCUGAGCAUGGAGCUACCGGAGUUUUUCAGGGACUACUUCCUAGAAGGAGACCAACGUUGGAUCAACACAGUGGCCCAGGCCUUGCACCUCCUCAGCACUCUCUAUGGGCCCUUUGUCAACUGCUACGGGCUCGGCAGAUGUGCCAAGAUGUCAUAUGAAUUAUGGAGGAGACUGGAAGAGGAGGAGGAUGGUGAAACCAAGGGCCGGAGGCCAGAAAUUGGACAUGUCUUUUUCCUGGACAGAGACAUGGACUUUGUGACGGCACUUUGCUCCCAGGUGGUCUAUGAAGGCCUGGUGGACGACACUUUCCGCAUCAAGUGUGGGAGUGUUGACUUUGGCCCAGAAGUCACGUGCUCAGACAAGAGCCUGAAGGUGCUGCUGAAUGCGGAGGACAAGGUGUUCAGUGAGAUCCGGAAUGAACACUUCUCCAAUGUCUUUGGCUUUCUGAGCCAGAAGGCCCGGAACUUGCAGGCCCAGUACGACCGCCGCAGAGGCAUGGACAUCAAGCAGAUGAGGAACUUCGUGUCCCAGGAGCUCAAGGGGCUGAAACAGGAACACCGGCUGCUGAGCCUUCAUAUUGGGGCCUGCGAGUCCAUCAUGAAGAAGAAAACCAAGCAGGACUUCCAGGAGCUCAUCAAGACGGAGCACGCGCUGCUAGAGGGCUUCAACAUCCGGGAGAGCACUAGCUACAUCGAAGAGCACAUCGACCGGCAGGUGUCGCCGAUAGAAAGCCUUCGACUCCUGUGCCUUUUGUCCAUCACUGAGAACGGUUUGAUCCCCAAAGAUUACCGAUCUCUGAAAACACAGUAUCUGCAGAGCUACGGCCCUGAGCACCUGCUCACCUUCUCUAAUCUGCGGCGAGCGGGCCUCCUGACGGAGCAGGCCCCAGGGGAUGCCCUCACAGCAGUGGAGAGCAAAGUGAGCAAGCUGGUGAUGGACAAGGCUGCUGGAAAGAUCACCGAUGCCUUCAGUUCUCUGGCCAAGAGGAGCAACUUCCGUGCCAUCAGCAAGAAGCUAAAUUUGAUCCCACGUGUGGACGGCGAGUACGACCUGAAAGUGCCCCGGGACAUGGCCUAUGUCUUCAGUGGCGCCUACGUGCCCCUUAGCUGCCGAAUCAUCGAGCAGGUGCUGGAGCGCCGGAGCUGGCAGGGCCUGGAUGAGGUGGUGAGGCUGCUCAGCUGCAGCGAGCUGGCGUUCACAGACACAACCAGGGAGGACAAGGCUUCCAGUGAGUCCCUGCGCCUCAUCUUGGUGGUGUUCCUGGGUGGUUGCACCUACUCUGAGAUCUCAGCCCUCCGUUUCCUGGGCAGAGAAAAAGGGUACCGGUUCAUAUUUCUGACGACAGCAGUCACCAAUAGUGCACGCCUCAUGGAGGCCAUGAGUGAGGUGAAGGCCUGAAGUUUCCUGCUGGUGUGCAGGUCUUCUCUAGACACCAUCCCCCUGGGAGGUAGGGGCUUAUUCAGGGUCUAUGUCUGAGGAGAGAGCUCACUUCCUGCCCCUGGGCUUCUCUUUGUUAGGCGGUGCAGCCUAUGUUGUUAAACUACAAAGUAGGGGGAGGUGAUUUUUGCUCUGUGCUAUUCCAGUAUCAUUGUAAAUAAAUCUUUGCCUUGCAAAUAAAUACACAGCUCUCUUA
Erinaceus europaeus (western European hedgehog) is the source of this 2249-nucleotide messenger RNA. RefSeq names its product VPS33B late endosome and lysosome associated (gene VPS33B). NCBI's taxonomy places the organism in Eukaryota, Metazoa, Chordata, Mammalia, Eulipotyphla, Erinaceidae. The transcript is spliced from 23 exons. The coding region runs from base 161 to 2014 and encodes 617 amino acids. Gene Ontology annotation, biological process: intracellular protein transport; vesicle-mediated transport. Gene Ontology annotation, cellular component: CORVET complex; lysosome. The record is from RefSeq and is a predicted model, not a curated record.